Linum trigynum is the source of this 2768-nucleotide messenger RNA. Lineage: Eukaryota; Viridiplantae; Streptophyta; Magnoliopsida; Malpighiales; Linaceae. The record is from the annotation of a GenBank genome assembly.
CGGGUCGGGUAAUAACCGCCCCAUCGCAGGUUAAGACGGGUAAUAUCCACAGAACGGGUUCAAAUUUCCAUCACUAGUAACGAGAGAAGUGCAACGAUACAAGUAAGGUCGGUUACAGCAGAUGAGGAACGAUAUCGAGAAUAUGGAUCCUCUCAAAGCAAGCCACGAUCUUUUGAUAGCUUCUUUUAGCCACCCGUUCUGCCUUUUUGUUCCCCACUCCUGGAUACGAAGGAACCUCAGCCUCACGUGUCACUUUGUGACAACGGGUCCUACUAAACCUGGGGGCCACCUGCAUUCGAUUCGAAGCCAAUGAGGCUUCGCCCCCAACAGCCUUAUACCUUCGGGAACACCAACGAACCUCACUUGAAUUCGAACCUGAAAUUUACAACUCUCAAAUCUUCACUGUCGCGGCUGCUUUACCGUUAGACUAUCUCGUCACCUUAAUUAUAUCGUUGGCCAUAAGGAUUCGGUGCAUAUAGUGAAUCCACGCCAUAACUUGUCGAGGACAGACGAAACUAAAGUAUAGGUGCAGAUUGGUUGAUGAUGGUUCUUUUGUAAAUAAUUCCAAUUUCAUGGACAUCAGUCCAAGAGGCCCAACUUUAGGCAUUUUCAAUGCUACAGGUCUCAGCCCUCCACAUUUGGUUUACUUCAUUUCUCCUUCUAUAUGAACCAAUGCAGGGGAAAGUGUGAAGAGGCAUACUCCUGCAGCUGAGGAAAGCACAGUCUCGGAGUGUACACUUAUUCUAUUCUUUACAGAAGUGGUAUGAGACAGACCAUGCAUCCAAGUUCCGGCUGGAUAGAAAACAUAAUUAACUACGAAGUUGUAAAAUCAUCCAUGGAACAUAGUUCAAAUCCAGCUCAUACUCAAAUGACAAACUGACAAGUUCUUUCUUCAGGAAUCUCUGCAUGCAGCAGCCAUCCUUCUCCUCCAUACCUCUCUCAGCUGAAAACCAAGCGACAGAGCAAACAGUACCAUAACUCCCCCACAGGCAGGGAACCGUGAGAUCCAAAUCUGAAUCCAACCCCAUUCCCACUCCACAGUUUUCUCAAAGACAAUGAAACUCGAGAUGCUCACAGAAAUAAUAAAGUUACUCAAUCAUGCAGCAAGUUGACAUAUAUAUAUAAGAAUUCCCAUUCUAGUUGAUGAAGAUUAAUAAUAUGAGAAAGAAGAAAGAACCAGAUUCAGUUAUAAUGGGGUGAGAAUUACAAGGGGCGGUUGAUUGACCUUGUUUACCUUUUUUGGGCACUGAACUUAUGCACAAAUCCACACACAUUGACUGUUGAUCUGAGAUUAUUAAAAUAAAUGAGAUCUUCCUGACCAGAUUAUGUGGGAACUAUACGCUGAACUUGGAUUACUCUUUCGCAUUUAAUUCUGUUUUCAGGGGACAAAUCCAGAGAGUUCAGUUUACUGUCUAGUAUUAACUGCCUGACGCUUCCUAAGGUUAACUACAUUUAGGGUAAUAUAAUAAUACUAUUAGUCUAAACUUUUCCAAAGGCCACCCCUGACCCUUGGCUUAUAUAAACUCUCCCCAGCUCAAAACUACAAAAGUCACUUACUUUCACAGUUGCAGAAGAGGAGGACAGUGCCUGAGCAAACUAUGGAGAUCCCCACCAUUGAUUUCAGUGAGCUUGAGGGUGAGAACAGGAGCAAGGCCAUGGAGAUUCUGCACGAUGCUUGUGAGAACUGGGGCUUCUUUCAGAUUCGAAACUACGGGAUUGAUAGCAAGUUGAUGGAGAAAGUGAAGCAGUUGGUUGAUCAACACUACGAGGAAAACCUGAAAGAGAGCUUCUAUCAAUCAGGGACAGCCAAGAAGCUGAAUAACAAAGAAAACCCAUCUGAUGUGGAUUGGGAAAGCAGCUUCUUCAUCAGGCACCGUCCAACCUCUAACAUCCAUCAAAUCCCAAACCUGCCUCAGGGUUUAAGCAAAACCAUCGAUGAGUACAUUGCUGAAAUGAUAAAGCUAGCAGAGAAACUCGCCAACCUCAUGUGCGAGAAUCUGGGAUUAGAUGAAAGUUUCAUCAAGGAUGCUUUCUCUGGGAAAGAGGGUCCUGCUGUGGGAACAAAAGUUGCUAAAUACCCAAAAUGUCCAGAGCCAGAACUUGUGAGGGGGCUCCGAGAGCACACUGAUGCCGGUGGGAUCAUACUCCUGCUUCAGGACGAUCAAGUCCCAGGGCUCGAGUUCCUGAAAAAUGGGGAGUGGUUCCAGAUUCCUCCAUCCAGGAACAACACCAUUUUUGUGAAUAUAGGUGAUCAGGUGGAGGUCUUGAGCAAUGGAAGAUACAAAAGUACUCUGCAUCGAGUCAUGACUGACAAGAACGGAAGCAGGCUCUCCAUAGCCACGUUCUAUAAUCCAGCUGGUGAUGCAGUCAUAACUCCAGCUUCGAAGCUUCUCUACCCCCUCUCAUAUACUUUUGGUGAUUAUCUUCAGCUCUAUUCUGCCACAAAAUUCACAGACAAGGGAACGAGAUUUGAGACCAUGAAGGAACUUGCUAAGGGGAGCAAUGGGUUCCAUGCCUAAGACUGCCCCUUUCUAUGUCUUAAAUAACUGUUUGCUUGCUUGCUUCAUUUUCUGUUUUUACUGCUGCUUUACUUUCCCAAUUAAACCCUCAUUUAUGUAAGAGGAAGCCUGAUGGAAAAGUGAACUGAAGAGUUGUCUGGCUCUGUGAUUCCGUUCCAUCAGAAAGUAUCUGAUGUAAGAAAAAUCUCCACUUCAUAUACUCAAUAACGUGAUUCUGCUAAAUACCAUGAAGAAAUCUGACCAUGGAAA